AUGCGUCCGCUGCGUCUGGCGUGGCUGAUAACCUUGCUUGCAUGGUCGGCUGAAAUACGACUUGCGUUCGGCGGACCGUUGAACCUGCAACUCCUGGAUCAGCCGGCAGUGGAGGGUGUCGGUGGUGAAGGCUUCGUGGACGGGAAUUUGGGACGGUUGCUGGCGCUGCUCUCGGCCGAGGGGGCGCCCAAGUUGUCGUUGAACGGCGGUGAAUUCUCCAGACAUUCUCACGACCUCCUGCGCAAACUCAUCGCCAGACCCCACCUUGUCGGGAACAUGAUGCGUUACGGUUGA
Molecule: messenger RNA, 294 nt
Organism: Mesocestoides corti
Lineage: Eukaryota; Metazoa; Platyhelminthes; Cestoda; Cyclophyllidea; Mesocestoididae
Source: the annotation of a GenBank genome assembly